Messenger RNA from Rhincodon typus (whale shark), 365 nucleotides. RefSeq names its product secreted phosphoprotein 24-like. The transcript is spliced from 3 exons. The annotation marks the transcript as partial. NCBI's taxonomy places the organism in Eukaryota, Metazoa, Chordata, Chondrichthyes, Orectolobiformes, Rhincodontidae. The record is from RefSeq and is a predicted model, not a curated record.
ACAGCAGGCAGAGAGAAGAGCAGAAUUGAAGUGUCUACCAACCUCUCUAAACAGGCAAAAUGAAAAUAAUUUUCUUCAUAUUUGCAGUAGGCCAGAUCCUCUACUAUUCUGAUUCUGAGACUCCAUGUGAUCAGUCUGACAAUUCACUAGCACCUCAUGCAGUAAAUGCUACAAUUACAAAAGUGAAUCAAUUGUUCGCAAUGAAUAACCUCCUUCGUAUUGUGAGCUGUCAAGAAAUAACUGCCACUGAUAAAGGAGAAGGUAAAGUGGAUUUCAAUAUAGUCUUUAAUGUCCAGGAAACUGUGUGUGCCGUAAAUUCUGGAUUGGAUCCAGCAAGUUGCUCAUUGAUACCUCCCCCGGAUGCU